This is a messenger RNA of Cololabis saira (Pacific saury), 891 nucleotides long. RefSeq names its product zinc finger protein 177-like. Lineage: Eukaryota; Metazoa; Chordata; Actinopteri; Beloniformes; Belonidae. The record is from RefSeq and is a predicted model, not a curated record. The annotation marks the transcript as partial. The transcript has 4 exons.
AUGCCUCCAGAAGAUUCUGGUGUUACAAAGUCUUCCUCCACAAUUGAAGAUUUGGAACAGAUGGACACGGAGAAUCAGUUCUGCAGUCCAACUGAAAUGGAGACAGUUGUCAACAGUGAGAGGUGUCAGAAACAUAGCCUGGUGUGUGCAACUGUCUCCCCCUUGGACAAGUGUCUCCAGUGUGUGGGACCUGUGUCCUCCCUCAAGUGGCUUGGCUAUAAAUGCAGAGACCCCCCACAAGAGAAUGUUUGUAAGGUGGAGGAGGACGGGGUUUUCAGUGACCAGCACCUGGAUAACCUGGAGAGGAGCUGCAGCCCGGACCAGGAGGAACCAGGGCAUCCACAGACUACAGAACUGGAGGAAGACUCCAGCGGUCAGGAGAUGAAGCAUGAGGACGUAGAGGUGGAUGUCUCAUUGGUCAAUGUCGCUGAUGUGAAAGUUGAAAAUGGUGAACCAGGACCAAACUGUGGCCAGCUGCUGUUGCACACUUCUCCUAAAGCUCAAAACAAAGAUGAGGAAGGGACUGAAAGUUUACGCUCAGACUCCAGUAAAACUGCAGAUCCGGAGCCAAUGAGACGACACGGUGACCACGAAGAUGCUGCUGUCCCGUCAGACAGCAACUGUAAAUCAAAGCUGACCAGGACCCACACGGGGAAGAAGGCGUUUUCUUGCAGCACUUGCAGGAAACAGUUCAGUAAAGGUUGUAAUUUAAUGGAUCACAUGAAGAUCCACACUGGUGAAAGGCCGUACCUGUGCAACACCUGCGGAAAAACCUUUACUACAUUAUCAAAUCUUAAACGGCACAUAACCACACACACGGGCGAGAAGCCCUACAUUUGCAAAACAUGUGGAAAAAGUUACACAGAUCGUUCCGGCCUGCUGGUUCACUCG